AAUUUAAAGAAACUCUGGAUAAUUUAUCUAGUCAAUAUGCAGAAAGAGAAGAUAGGGUAGCCGCCGUAAUGGCAGAACAAAUGAAUUCUAAAUUAAGUGAGGUGGAAGCAGCAUACGGCACAACAAUCGGUGAGUUAAAAAGCAUGAUAGAAAAAUUAAAUGUCCAGAUGAGUUCAGAAAGAGCACAACAUCAAAAUGAUAUGAAGGAGAUGAGAAGUUUUUACGAUCAGCAGUUUAACCAAACCCGCCAAGCCUAUGAGAAUGCAGCCAGAAAUUCAGGAGGAGGACGGAGGGAUCCGGUCAUCCGUUUUCAUGUUAAAUUUAACGGAUAUCCGACGGAUAACCGGAUAG
Racocetra fulgida is the source of this 351-nucleotide messenger RNA. Lineage: Eukaryota; Fungi; Glomeromycota; Glomeromycetes; Diversisporales; Gigasporaceae. The record is from the annotation of a GenBank genome assembly.